AUGCCUAUCCCUGUCCCCAAAGCCGAAAGCUUGAAGGAGCUCCUCAGCCUUAAGGGCAAGGUCGUCGUGGUCACCGGUGCUUCCGGCCCCCGUGGAAUGGGUAUCGAGGCUGCUCGUGGCUGCGCUGAAAUGGGCGCGGACGUCGCUAUCACCUACUCCUCUCGAGCCGAGGGCGGCGAGAAGAACGCCAAGGAGCUCGGGGAGCAAUACGGUGUCAAGGCCAAGGCCUAUAAAUGUGACGUGGGAAGCUGGGAGAGCGUGGACAACUUCGUCAAGACCGUCAUUAAGGACUUCGGCAAGAUUGACGCCUUUGUCGCCAACGCCGGGCGCACAGCCAGCAGCGGUGUCCUUGAUGGCUCCGUGAAGGACUGGGAAGAAGUUAUCCAGACCGAUUUGACUGGAACUUUCCACUGCGCCAAGGCUGUCGGAGCCCACUUCAAGGAGCGGGGCACCGGUAGCUUCGUCAUUACCUCCUCCAUGUCCGGCCACAUCGCCAACUUCCCCCAGGAACAGACCUCCUACAACGUGGCCAAGGCGGGCUGUAUCCACAUGGCACGAUCGCUCGCCAACGAGUGGCGCGAUUUUGCCCGCGUCAACAGCAUUUCUCCCGGUUACAUCGACACUGGAUUGUCUGACUUUGUCGACCAGAAAAUUCAGGAUCUGUGGAACUCGAUGAUCCCCAUGGGCCGCAACGGUCAAGCCAAGGAGCUGAAGGGCGCCUACGUUUAUCUGUGCAGCGACGCUAGCACCUACAUGACCGGAAACGACUUGCGCAUCGACGGUGGAUACUGCGUGAGGUAA
Molecule: messenger RNA, 801 nt
Organism: Penicillium cinerascens
Lineage: Eukaryota; Fungi; Ascomycota; Eurotiomycetes; Eurotiales; Aspergillaceae
Product: SDR family oxidoreductase
Exons: 1
Coding region: 1-801 (266 amino acids)
Cellular component (GO): intracellular anatomical structure
Molecular function (GO): oxidoreductase activity, acting on NAD(P)H, oxygen as acceptor
Source: RefSeq, a predicted model, not a curated record